This is a messenger RNA of Corylus avellana, 2931 nucleotides long. It is a transcript of the gene PERK8, whose product is annotated as Protein kinase superfamily protein. NCBI's taxonomy places the organism in Eukaryota, Viridiplantae, Streptophyta, Magnoliopsida, Fagales, Betulaceae. Gene Ontology annotation, biological process: protein phosphorylation. Gene Ontology annotation, molecular function: ATP binding; protein kinase activity. The record is from RefSeq and is a predicted model, not a curated record.
UUGAUUAUACAAUCUUUUUCCUCUCCGUGCAUGUGGAGAUGAGGAAGGAAGAGUAAGAGGGAGACUAAAUGGGAAGUUGCCCCCACGUUUCGUCUGCAUACUUCGUGGGUACAAACUACAUACCCCUCUGCUAUUUUCACAGAAAGAGCUUUCUCGGGAAACCCGUGGAAUUCGAAGAUUCCAUCCUGUUAAGACAAAAGUUCCAAAACACCUACAACCAAGGGGGGAGACAUAGGUAAGGAUUUAUUGAGUUUUUUGAGCAUUUUGGUGAUCUGGGUCAUGCUGCAUUAGCCUGUACUGUAGUCAUAAGGAUUAAGAGACUGUUGUUGAUCUGAUCAUUGCUCAAAGUUUUUGGUUUCCCGGUCUGGGUUUUGCUUAGUCAUUUUUUUUUUCUUUCUAUUUUUGGUAUAUGGGGUUUUCUGAGCUUGUCAAAUGUCAACGUUUGGAGAAUCUGGUUGUUUCAAGUGAAGGGAUUCUGGUACCAAUGGUAGCGCCUGGUUUGAUUGUAUUGGGUUUUUUCUGGGGUUGUCAAUACUGAGAAAAUUUGAGUGUUUUUUGCUUUGUUUGGUUUGAGGAAGACCUUUUUUGGCAUUGGAUUGUGCUCUGGAAUGAUGUGGUGAUGUAUUGUUUUGAGGAAAAAUUGGAGCUUUGGAUGUUUGUGAUUACUCUAAUCAUUCAAAUAUGACAAUGGAACUGUAGUAGUACAUUGUCGUUGUUAGGGGAGAUCCAUAGGAAGAUGGCCUCCACAACCCCUCCCUCCUCUGCGAAUUCACCAACUUCCUCUGUCACCUCACCGCCACCCCCUUCUUCUUCCCCUGCUCCGUCGAAUUCUUCAACUUCACCACCUCCUACAGUAUCUACGCCUAGUCAGACUACUGGCACCCCACCGCCUUCAUCCCCUUCAACCCCUUCAACUCCACCUCCUCGGUCUCCUCCACCGGCAGUCCCUGCUGCUCCUCCUCCACACCUCCUCCACCCAAUGACGCAACACCGCCUUCCUCCAAUUCUCCACCCCCACCAGUGCCAAAGUCGCCAACAAAUUCUCCUCCACCUCGUACACGUACGCCUUCUCCAUCUGCAUCUGCUUCUCCGCCCCCUAUUAGCUCUGCCCCAAAUAACACAUCGGCAUCACCUCCUCCUUCAGUUCCCUCAUCCUCUUCACCUCCUGCUACUCGGAGUAAUUCGCCGGCAACUGAAAGUCCGAGUAACUCAACAGUUUCUCCUUCUACCAAGGUAUCAAAUGAAACAUCUACAAAUACAGGUGGGUUAAGCACAGGAGGAUCUGUGGCAAUUGCCCUUGUGGUUGGGGUUCUAGUGAUUAGUCUUUUGGGGAUGGCUGUGUGCUUCUUACAGAAACGUAAGAAAAGGAGAACUGGAAGGAAUUUUGGGUAUCCCGUACCUUCUCCAUUUGCCUCCUCCCAGAAUUCAGAUUCAUUAUUUCUAAAGCCCUAUUCUCCAACUCCCCUAGUAAGAGAUGGUUCUGGUAGUGAGUUUAUGUAUACACCAUCAGAGCCAGGCGGUGUAAGCAAUUCAAGGUCAUGGUUCACUUAUGAAGAACUAAUCCAGGCCACAAAUGGAUUCUCAACACAGAAUCUUUUGGGUGAAGGUGGAUUUGGUUGUGUGUACAAAGGUGUCCUCACAGAUGGAAGAGAUGUAGCUGUUAAACAGCUGAAAAUUGGUGGUGGACAGGGAGAGCGUGAGUUCAGAGCAGAAGUUGAGAUAAUUAGCAGAAUACACCAUCGUCAUUUGGUCUCCCUGGUGGGUUACUGUAUAUCUGAGCGUCAAAGAUUACUUGUCUACGAAUUUGUCGCGAACGACACUCUUCAUUGUCAUCUUCAUGGUGAGGGCCAGCCUGUUAUGGAUUGGGCAACCCGACUGAAGGUUGCUGUUGGUUCAGCUCGAGGACUCGCUUACCUACAUGAAGACUGCCAUCCCCGCAUCAUUCACAGGGACAUUAAAUCAUCAAACAUCCUUCUUGAUAACAACUUUGAAGCUCGGGUUGCAGAUUUUGGGCUUGCAAAAUUAGCGUUGGAUUCGAAUACUCACGUGACCACACGUGUGAUGGGAACCUUUGGUUACAUGGCUCCAGAAUAUGCAACAAGUGGAAAGUUGACCGAAAAGUCUGAUGUUUAUUCCUUUGGGGUUGUGCUUUUAGAGCUGAUUACAGGCCGCAAGCCCGUAGAUUCCUCUCAGCCAUUGGGUGAUGAGAGCCUGGUUGAAUGGGCUCGACCGUUGCUUACUGAAGCACUUGAAGAUCAAGAUUUUGAUGGUUUGAUAGAUCCAAGGAUGGAAAAGAACUAUGUCAAAAUUGAAAUGUUUCGGAUGAUUGAGGCAGCUGCAGCUUGUGUGCGUCAUUCAGCUGCAAGGAGGCCACGAAUGAGUCUGGUGGUGAGAGCUUUAGAAACUUUAGAGGAAUUUUCAGAUCUCACCAACGGAAUGAAACCUGGGCAAAGCGAAGUAUUCGAUCCAUCGCAACAUUCCGCACAAAUCAGGAUGUUUCAAAGGAUGGCAUUUGGUAGUCAAGAAUACAGUUCAGAAAUGUUCAAUCAAACACAGGGUAGCUUGAGGAGCGGAGAGCAUGGGUACCCAAAAAGCCCGUCAUCGGUAAAUACAUCUGGCGUAUGGAGCAAUUGAAAUGAAUUUUGGCUUACUAUGGUAAACCUGGGAUGAAUUCAUCAUGCUUGAAAGGAUUAAGUUUUGUUCAUCUUGGGAUGAAAUUUGUGGCCCAUGAUAACCUUGGAACGUGUCCUUUUGCUCGUUUCAUGUAAAUCUUUUGCACAUUAUUUGCUCUAGUUCUUUGUUCUCUUGGCUAACAUCAUUUUGCUAGCGGGGAUGCUUGAUUUUGUAUUCUUUUUUAUAUAUAGAUACUUGAUGCAGCCUUUCCUUGUAUUCUUUUUGUUGAUUUGAUGUAUAAUUUCUCCCUUUCCUUGA